AUGGAAAGCCCAGAUGGUCCCAUUUAUUCUGGCGCCGACAAAUGGUUCUCCUCAGAUGGUGUUGACGGUGAUGGCCCCCAGGGUUGGCGUCUGGAUGUUGUUACGCUGCUCGCCGUCAUCGGCGAGUCCUCCAUUGCAGAACAUGCUCAGGUCAUCACCGCAAGCGUCCUAUGUCUCCUGCCGCGCAUUAUCCCUGCCCCUCAGGCCCUCUUGAAGCCCUCUCGCCCCCAGCGUCUACCCGAAACCUCAGCAAAGAUGACCGGCGUCUAUAGUGGUGUCGCUCUCGAUACCGUCAGCUUUUUCGCCAACAUCUUGCACCCGCUCGACGAGUUACCCGCCCUUGCCUUUAAAGUUCUUGAGAUAAAGCAUAGGGACAGGAAUAAUGCUGGAGGUAUCGAAGUCCCUCCACAAUCGCCUAAUGGAAGCGCUUUCUUCUCAAGAUUUCGAUCCAAUGGACGAACAAACACGAACCUCUCACUCGCAGCCAGGUCGAUCAAGGGUCCUCCGCCUGAUGCUCUAGAUGAUGAGCCGACGCCUAUACGGGGACGGGCCACUGGUCUCAGCGUCGCAUUUUCUGAUAUCGAGGCUGGUCCCGACCCACCACCUCAAGGGAUUACCCGACGCCAAACCAUGAAAGAGAAAGUCCAGGACUUCGUAGCUAACCCUACUCUAGCCAAUAAGGCAGAGCGACCUGCUAUUCCUGCGACCUUAUGGUCGCCUAUACAUAUCUUGGAAAUCUUCUCCGUGUUGCUCACAUUUAGCAUUAUUGGCUUUGCUGCCUGGCAGAAGGAUGGAACGGCCAUCAUCGCUGUCACGCUAAUGGCCACAGCAAGCUCGGUCGUCGGAUUGGCUUCCUGGUGGCGUCCCAUCCUAACGAACCGCAGCCACACCAAUAAGGUACCCGAUGGCGACAUUAUUAUACGCACUCGUGAAGGCGCCUUUCUGCUUAUCAAAUGCACAGAGGAAGUAGCUCGUGAGCUCUACUCGGGCACAGAGGAGUGCGCCUACAGAGUUGGCGGGCAGUGGUACCGUGCGCUUAUGGGACUAGGCACCUUUUUGCUGAUGGCGUCUGUCAUUCUAUUAGGCAAUUGCAAGUGGAACUCACAAAUAUUCGUGAGCGGUGCUUAUGUCGUUCUAAACGGCAUGUAUUGGGCCUUGGGUCUUAUCCCAAAACGUUACUUCUGGGAUCUCAGCCGCUACGAAUGUAAAGUCAUAACGCCAGAGGACUCCCUCAACGCAGAGAAAGAGACCAACCCAAACGACCCCCGUGAAGGAGUUAAGAGCUUCACACGGACGCUUUGGUGGGCUAUCCGCGAGACGAAGCGCACUGCCUGGGUCCAUAGGAACGGCGCGGCACCCAAUACUCCCCAAUGGCAGAAGUGGCUCGCCGAAGCCGAGGCUGCUGCCAAAGCGGGCGAUAGAAAGUGGAAGGCGGUUGCUCGCAAGGACGAAAUCAUGAAGAUGAGUGAGGAAGAUAUCGCCAAGAUUCCGUCUACGGCGCCCGCACGCGACUUUGACGAAGCUGAGCAGGCUGUUCCCGCGAUCCAGAUCCACCCUCAAGACAGGGACCAGGGAAAAGGUGGCGCGUUCUAG
Molecule: messenger RNA, 1593 nt
Organism: Xylaria bambusicola
Lineage: Eukaryota; Fungi; Ascomycota; Sordariomycetes; Xylariales; Xylariaceae
Exons: 1
Coding region: 1-1593 (530 amino acids)
Source: RefSeq, a predicted model, not a curated record